Molecule: messenger RNA, 3285 nt
Organism: Lodderomyces beijingensis
Lineage: Eukaryota; Fungi; Ascomycota; Pichiomycetes; Serinales; Debaryomycetaceae
Source: the annotation of a GenBank genome assembly
AUGAGUUGGUACAAACCGAACAACGGCAAGCUCGCAUCCGAGAACCUGGUCCAGGUGCCCCUGACGUCGCCCGUUCGGAUUCCCUCGUCUCCAUCCGAUGCAGUGUCCGCACCACGACAACCAAGUCUCAACGCCAAGAUCGACGAGGCAAGGCAAAGGGAGUUGGAGAGGAAGCGGGAAAAGAUCCGCGCGCAUAAGGACUUCCCCAUGGUGAGACGCAGAUUCGACUAUCUAGGCGAAAGCGAGAUUUUCAAGGGUUUCAUCAAGGGCAACGGUGUGUUGCGGGACAUCACCAAGUGGCUAGAGGAGAACUACAGCCGUGAGGAAUUUAUGAGGAAACAGCGUCUAGAGAAAGAGCAGUGGAUCCGCGAAGAAAACAGACUUCGACAGAAACAGCGAGAAGAGCGGUUGCGGUUGGAGUACGAGGCUCUAUCGAAGGACACUAAGCCCAAUGGAAGUGAUGCGCAACCAGGCGCCGGCAACGUGGCGCCGUCGUCUCAUCACGAUGAGGACGACGACGACGAAAACGACUCGCCCGUCAAGAUGAAAGGAAAGGCAAGGGUCAAGUUGGAUCCGCCCGCGCCUACGCCUGUUCGAGAAAACAACAACACAUCCACGAAAGUGGAGAUCAAGUCCAAGCUGUCGAUCUUGAACAAGUACAGAAACCCCACGCUCAAGCCGCAGCACCAGCCCACGCUGGAGAGGUUUGGGCGACUCGACUCGCUUUUGGGCGCACACAAGAAGAGGAAAUUGGUCAGAGGCUCGGCGUUGGAAAGUGCCAUGUCGUCCGGUUCAGAGUCUUCGUCGCCAAUUACUGCGCCCAAUUCACUAAGCUCGAAGUUUAGUUUCCGAGAAGAGGCGUCGCCGUUGAGCAGGAGCGGCACUGCGUCGCCCUUGGACGAGCUCGAGGAGGUGGAAAGGCGAAUCCAGGAGAACAACAAGAAAGCGCGACUUCAAAAACAGCAAAUGCAGCUCCAAAACCAGCCUAAAAAGCAGCAGCUCGUUGUUAUAAGUGACGACGAAGAAAUGUUGUUGGAAGAGGAGGAAGAAGACAACAACCUUAGUGACUCGAUGUCGGACGGAGAUGGCGACGUGGAAGUUGUGCAUGGGUUGACCUCCAUCGAUGACAAGAUUCUCGAGUUCCUCAACACGGCAGUGAUUGAGGAUAUAAUCGAUCUUUCAGGAGUAGAGCCGCAGACAGCAGAGAUUCUCGUCAGCCAACGCCCGUUCAACACCAUCUAUGACAUUUCUGAAAACAGUUUUACAAUUGACGAGCUGGACAAGAAGAGCAGGAAAAAGAAACUCGGGUUGAGAAUCGUGGAGCAGACGGAGUCGAGCCUCAAGGGAUACAAGGCCAUCGACUCCUUGGUGAAAAAGUGCUCGGAGUACGGAAACACCAUCUCGACCCAGAUGAAGCACUGGGGAGUGACUGAAACUGGUGCAGACGGAGAGCUCGAUAUGGUUGAAUUGAACCCAGCAGAUGAUGAUGGUGACGGUGAUGUAGCUGUCGUUGACCUUGACAAAGAGGAGGCAGACGAAGACUCCGUCGUGGAGGUCAAGAAGAAAGGAUUAAAGUAUAUCAAGAGCAAGCCCCUGCUUUUGAAAGAGGAGGUUGUGUUGAACAACUACCAGCAAGUUGGCUUGAACUGGCUCAACUUGCUCUACCACAACAAACUAUCAUGUAUUCUAGCUGACGAGAUGGGGCUCGGCAAAACGUGCCAAGUGAUUGCAUUCAUGGCGCACUUAAAGGAGACGGGCGAAAAACACCCGCACUUGGUGGUUGUGCCUGCUUCCACCAUUGAAAACUGGAUUCGUGAGUUUGAAAAAUUCUGCCCCGAGAUCAGAGUACAGGCGUAUUAUGGAUCGCAAAAGGAACGAGAAGAGUUGCGCUACGAGUUGCAGAGCGCAGAAUUUGACGUGCUUGUCACCACGUACUCGAUGGCGUGCGGAUCGGCGCACGACGCCAAGUUUUUGAAAAACCAGGACUUCAACGUGGUGGUUUACGACGAGGGCCAUCUUCUCAAGAGCUCCAACUCGGAACGGUACGCCAAAUUGAUGAGGCUAAAGGGCAACUUCCGACUUUUGCUCACGGGCACGCCGCUUCAGAAUAACUUGAAGGAGCUCGUGUCUUUGCUCGCAUUCAUUUUGCCAGGUGUGUUUAACGACAAGAAAGAAGAUUUGGCCGAAAUAUUCAAACAGAAAUCGAGCGGUGUUACCGCUAGUGGCAACUCCAGUCUGAAAAAGGACUAUAACCCGCUUUUAUCAGUGCAAGCGAUCAAAAACGCCAAGACGAUGAUGACGCCGUUUGUUUUGCGAAGACGCAAGGACCAGGUGUUGCAAAACUUGCCUGCGAAAAAACACGAGAUUUGCCAUUGCAAGUUGACGCUUGACCAAGAGAGAUUAUACAAUAAAUUCAUCAAGGACGGAAGAAGAUGGAGAGCCGAGAGAGAACGGAGGAGAACUUUGUCAAAUGCAGAAGUGAUGAAGUUGAUCAAGGAAGAUCCAAUCCCCACCAGCUCCAACGUCUUGAUGCAAUUGCGCAAGGCUGCGUUGCACCCGUUGUUGUUUAGAGUCAUUUACGACGAUAAAAAGUUGAAAAACAUGGCCAAGGCGAUUAUGGGCGAGCCGGAGUAUAUGGAAGCGAACCAAACCUACAUCUACGAGGACAUGACGGUUAUGUCCGAUUUCGAGCUACACCGAUUGUGCAUGAAGUUUCCUCACACGAUGAAGAAAUGGAAUUUGGGCGAGGAUGCCUUCUUGGAUAGCGGGAAAGUUAAGGAGCUCGACAAGUUGUUGGAACUGAUUAUUGACAAAAAGGGAGAAAAAGUGUUGAUUUUUUCAUUGUUUACUCAAGUGUUGGACAUUUUGGAGUACGUCUUGUCGAUAUUCAAGUACAAGUUUGUGAGGCUCGACGGUGGAACGCGAGUUGAAGAGCGUCAAGAUACCAUCGAUACAUUUUACCACGACGACACCAUCCCCAUUUUUUUGCUUUCGACAAAAGCCGGCGGGUUCGGGAUAAACUUGGUUGCGGCCAACAAUGUCAUUAUAUUCGACCAGUCAUUCAAUCCGCACGACGAUAAGCAAGCCGAAGACCGGGCUCACCGAGUGGGGCAAACCAAGGAAGUGGUGGUUUACAAAUUAAUCUGCGACAAUACCGUGGAGACGAACAUUUUGAUGCUUGCGGAAAACAAGUUGCAGUUGGAUCAAACUAUAUCCGGGGAAGUUUCCGAUGCCAAGCUUGAGGAGAAUGCAGCAUCGACUGUGGAGAAGAUUUUAUUUGGUUAG